Messenger RNA from Aspergillus clavatus NRRL 1, 1737 nucleotides. RefSeq names its product CAF1 family ribonuclease. The transcript is spliced from 5 exons. Gene Ontology annotation, molecular function: poly(A)-specific ribonuclease activity; RNA binding. Gene Ontology annotation, cellular component: cytoplasm. Bases 1 to 1737 code for a protein of 578 amino acids. The record is from RefSeq and is a predicted model, not a curated record. Lineage: Eukaryota; Fungi; Ascomycota; Eurotiomycetes; Eurotiales; Aspergillaceae. Gene Ontology annotation, biological process: nuclear-transcribed mRNA poly(A) tail shortening.
AUGGAUGUAACAGCGCAGUCAUUUGCUUACCAUCUUCCCCGCAUCUUAGAUGAGCUGGCGACCUGCUGCUUCGUAUCCAUGGACUUUGAGUUCUCCGGAAUUGCGACUGCUUCUUCAGCACCGAGCAGCGGAUCGCAGACCUUGCAGGAACGAUAUGAAGAAGUCAAGAGAUCGGCGGAGAAGUACCAGAUCUUGCAGGUUGGAUUGACAAUCUGUCACGAGGAUACUGGAAAAGCUACGUAUACACUGAAACCAUACAACAUAUGCCUGAGUCCAAUUAUCGACAAAAGAUUGGAGCUGGAGAGGGAUUGGAUGAUGCAGAGCGGUGCUGUUGAAUUCCUACUGGAGAACAAAUUUAGUAUGGACGCCGUCUUCAAAAACGGCGUCUGUUAUCUGUCGCGAGAAGAGGAGGAACUAGCGAUGGCCAAAGCCAUCGAAAGACGCGAUCGAGUUGCAACGCACACCUUGAUCGACGUCAAAGAAACCGAGCUUGAAUCACUGGCCUUUCUCCAGGCGGCCCGGCGUCUCGUAGAUGACUGGCUUGCAAUAAGGACUACACGCGACAGCUACCUCAAUAUCCCACCUCCCACUCGCAUCGGUCAUCUUCAAUCCUCCAAAUCGUUGCCAUCGACCCUGAACAGGUUCCAGAAGAGGCUUGUUCAUCAGUUGAUAGAGGUGGAAUACCCAUCGUUGGUGACGAUCAGCAACCCUGGCUUUAUCCAGAUCAUUGAUUACGAUGAAGAGCGAGAAAGAUCUCUUCGAGAGCAAAGACUGAACAGAGUACAGGAAAGGAUCUGGAAGCAGACAGGCUUCAGAUGGAUAGCGGAGGCCCUUGCCGGAGGAGAUCUGUCCAACCUUGAUACCAGUUUCUUCAUUGGUAUUAUGUCGAACUCCGCUGCUGUGAAGCCUAUAUACUCGCUCCGAGAGUUCUCUGAGAAGCUCAGAGAGCGGCUGCAGGAACAUCGACCCGUGCUAGGUCAUAACAUUUUCUCCGAUCUUAUAUACUUCUACCGCUGCUUCUUUGGACCUCUUCCGGAUAAGGUAGAAGAUUUCCAAUCAACGAUGCACGAACUAUUUCCUGUCCUCAUGGAUACGAAAUACAUGGCGACACAUAACUGCGGUUCGAUCAACCCUAGGUCAUCGUUGCCAGAAAUCAAUGAUAGCUUGUCGAAGAGAGCAACUCCAAAGAUCGAAAUCCACUCGCAGUAUUCAAAGUACAAUACUCGGAAAAUCGAACACGAAGCUGGCUACGAUAGCUUGCUCUCCGCUCAGAUCUUCAUCAGGUUAUCUGCCCAGCUCCGUGAUGGAAGAGAGUCACCUCCAGAAUCCUCAUCCUUCGCAGACCUUCCACACCAGGUAUCCCCUGAGCGGGUCGCCGAAUGGACGGAAACCGAGGAUCGACUGAAUAAUACCAGACAAAAUACUCUAGUUGCAGACUCACAAAGACACCAUCGCGGCCAGGGCCGACAUGACUUACCCCAAGCGCCUAAACCAAAUGCCUUUGGGACAAGAUUUGAUUUGCUCGAGAUCGAAGAGAUCAUUGACAGCAUCGACAGUGACAUACCCACCGAUGACCGUAAGUUAUCAUUGGCACCCAGCGACUCUGCCGAACUCAUGCGUAAAGCGAACUCUGGUGAAUUAAUCCCCCGCCUUGGAGCCAAGUUCUGGAAAGUCUACGGUAAUAAGUUGCGAGUUUUUGGCACGUUGGAGAGAGUGUGCAUUAUAGGAGCAUCGUAA